ACCCCACGAUUCCCACUUUCCCGCACCCACCCCGCCCACAACCGGCACCUCCGCCGCCGCCCCGCCCGCAACCGGCGCUGCCGCCCUCGCCCCACCCCCAGCAAACGUCGCCUCCUCCCUGACCACCGGUUCCUCCCCGGAUUCGCCGCCACCUGCGGUGGCCAACUCCUCCGCAAGGGAUCCGCUGGGGACCGCGGCGGCCUGAUCCCCUGCCGCGGCCAACCACCUCCCACUUCGCCGACCACUGUGGCAGCCGCCGGCGGCCUUCCAUCCGCGAUGGAGCUGCCCCCGCCUGGAUCCGGCCCCUGGCAGCCGCCCCCGGCGCUGCCCCACGCUUGGGUUCGGCCGCUGCGUCGCCCCACGCCUGGAUCCGACCGCUGCGCUGCACCCGCCCCUCGAUCCAGCCACCGUCAGCACCCCUCCUCCCCGCACACAAGCGCCGGCGUCCACCGCCAGCCCCAAGCGCGCCGUCCAGGAGCCCCAUCCCCAGACAUCGUCCUUCGUCGUUGGCGCACCAUGGACAUCUUCCUCUUCUGCCUAGAACUUCUUCGUCGUUGGUGCUUGCGUGCGCACGACAGCCACAUGUGGUGUGAGGAGAAGCCAAGCUAAAAGAAGAACACACUUUCUUCACACGCGUGUGCACGCAAGACAGGCAUAGAGAAGUUCGGAGCAGCUAUGGUCGUGGUGAUUCUUGUGUUAUAACAGAUGUUUACAGCAAUCCAGUAGGCUGCUCUUUCCUCUGAACUCUGCAUCAUUUUCUGUAGCUGGGAUGCAGAAAGAGUACGGAUUGACAUGAUCAACUGAAUGGGUUGAAGAAAACUGGGAGAUGCUUUCCUCUAGGGCUGUUGCAUAUCUGAAUAUCGAUGUUUCAGUAGUCGGUCCGGUUUUACUCCCAUCUACAACUCCCCAACUUGAUGAACUACUACUGGAAACAAUUAAACUGGUUCAAGACCCCGAUAAUUCAUCUCAGACUGUUUAUGAUUCAUGGGUCAAACCCAAUGCUUCUCCCAAGGUUCAACGACUGGGCAAUGGAGGAUCAGACUAUGCAGCAUUCGUUCAACAUGUUGGCAUUCCAUCCACCAACUUGAUAUUUGGAGAAGGGCCAGGAUAUCCUGUUUACCACUCUUUAUACAAAUAUAAGAUGUUCUAACCUUUUUCUGAACCGGAUGCAUAUAGUCAUGUUUUAGUGUGCAUGUUCACUCAUCAACGACAACAGCACGGCGCUCCUGGUUCUCCUCUCCCUCUGCUGGCUUGCAUGCUACGAUGCCACCGCCUCCUCACUGUACAAAGGUUUGAGUGAGGAAAAAUUUGAGCUCAUGAACGAACCUGAAGAAGUUCUAAUGCGAUGGUGCUAUUCUCUUUAGUUAUUUGUUUCUCGUGAAUGCAUUUGGUUGUGGCUAAUGGAUCUCUAUCUUAAUAUAUUCUUUGCUUUA
Molecule: messenger RNA, 1433 nt
Organism: Triticum aestivum (bread wheat)
Lineage: Eukaryota; Viridiplantae; Streptophyta; Magnoliopsida; Poales; Poaceae
Product: probable glutamate carboxypeptidase LAMP1
Exons: 5
Coding region: 827-1150 (107 amino acids)
Molecular function (GO): carboxypeptidase activity
Source: RefSeq, a predicted model, not a curated record